Molecule: messenger RNA, 1411 nt
Organism: Cyprinodon tularosa
Lineage: Eukaryota; Metazoa; Chordata; Actinopteri; Cyprinodontiformes; Cyprinodontidae
Product: alcohol dehydrogenase 1-like
Exons: 9
Coding region: 116-1252 (378 amino acids)
Biological process (GO): formaldehyde catabolic process
Cellular component (GO): cytosol
Molecular function (GO): zinc ion binding; S-(hydroxymethyl)glutathione dehydrogenase [NAD(P)+] activity
Source: RefSeq, a predicted model, not a curated record
ACUCCUUCUCCUCCGUCUGCCGUCCUGCAGCUGUUACACAUUUCCUCCAGUGUUUCAGGUUUUCCUCCCGUGUUUCAGGCUUUCCUCCAGUGUUUCAGUGUGAUUCUCUGCAGAAAUGGCCACAGCUGGUAAGGUCAUCAAGUGCAAGGCGGCGGUGGCCUGGGAGCCCAACAAGCCUCUGGUCAUCGAGGAGAUCGAGGUUGAUCCGCCUCAGGCUAAUGAGGUUCGCAUCAAGAUUGUGGCAACAGGCGUGUGCCACACCGACCUCUACCACCUGUUUGAGGGGAUGCACAAAGAAGGUUUCCCAGUGGUUCUUGGACAUGAGGGAGCCGGCAUAGUGGAGAGCGUUGGGCCCGGUGUCACUGAAUUUCAGCCAGGAGACAAAGUCAUCCCCCUGUUCAUCUCCCAGUGCCGAGAGUGUCGCUUUUGUAAAAGCCCAAAGACUAACCAGUGUGUCAAAGGAUGGGCUGCUGACCGCUAUGAUGUGAUGGCUUUGGAGGAAACCAGGCUUAGCUGUAAGGGGAAAAAGCUGCUGCAGUUUUUGGGGACCAGCACCUUUUCCGAGUACACCGUCCUUAACCAGAUAGCUGUGGCUAAGAUCGACCCGGCUGCACCUCUGGAUAAAGUCUGUCUCCUUGGUUGUGGGGUCUGCACCGGCUUUGGAGCAGCAGUUAACACCGCUAAGGUUGAACUGGGCUCCACCUGUGCUGUGUUUGGUCUCGGAGCCGUGGGUCUGGCUGCGGUCAUGGGCUGCAAGUUUGCGGGAGCCAAAAGGAUCAUCGCCGUCGACAUCAAACCCGAGAAGUUUGAGAAAGCCAAAGUGUUCGGUGCCACUGAGUAUGUGAACCCCAAAGAUCACAGCAGACCCAUCAGCCAGGUGCUAGCUGAGAUGACUGGUGGAGGGGUGGACUUCUCCCUGGAGUGUGUCGGAAAUGUUGGAGUGAUGCGAAGCGCCCUGGAGUCGUGUGUGAAAGGUUGGGGUGUCAGCGUUCUGGUUGGCUGGACAGAUUUAGAUGAUUUUGCUGCCCGACCCAUUCAGCUUAUCGCGGGCCGUACAUGGAAGGGCACCCUGUUUGGAGGGUUUAAGAGUAAAGAUGGCGUCCCGGAGAUGGUUAAGGCCUACCUUGACAGGAAGGUGAAGCUGGAUGAGUUCAUCACUCACAACAUGGCUCUGGGUGAGGUCAACGAUGCCAUCGAGCUGAUGAAGCACGGCCAGUGCAUCCGGACGGUCCUGAAAGUUUCAUCAGAAUGAGUUAACAAAGCUGCUUUCAAACUGUUAAAAUAAAUCAGAUCUAAAGGAUUUUAUCCUUUGUUGGCAGCAUGCAGCUAAAGGAUCAUCAAUCCUGGCUGAUGGUUAUAUCUGCCUGUCUGAUCAUUAACACUUUGGAGCAAAUAAAAUCAGUUAAACUGA